GCUUACGCAUUGUUGUGACGCAAGUCUCGCGUGAUGAGAUUUGUGAUGUUGGAAUUGCACGGGAAAGCACUUGCAGUCACUGUAGCAACCAGCUUCCCUUCCGAACUCUGCAGCUCACUGACUGUAGGGGACGCCAUAAUCCAAAUUGGCAACUCCCUGCCCCACUGAGGACCUUUCAAUGGAUGAUGAAUCAGAAGAUGCUUAUGAUCUCUUCAGUGGCUAUGACAGUUACAGAGAAUAUAACAGCAGUGAGCUGAGUGAUGAUAUCAGCUCUGGUAUUGGGGAUUCGAGCUUCGAUGAAGAGGAAAAUGAAGAGUCUUCAUCACUCCAGCAAUCCUCUUCUGUCACUAACAAGGCCAACGAGGAAAAUAGUGCAGAACCAGCUAUUUGUGAGAUGUGUGGCAUUGUAGGCACACGUGGGACCUUCUUCUCCAAAACAAAGCGAUUCUGCAAUGUCUCCUGCUCACGUAGCUAUUCCUCCAACUCCAAGAAAGCCAGUAUUCUGGCCCGGUUGCAGGGCAAGCCACCAACAAAGAAAGCAAAAGUACUUCAUAAAGCAUCGUGGUCAGCCAAAAUUAAAGCUUUCCUGAAUUCUCAGAGCACAGGGCAGACGGCUGAUGGAACACCUGCAGGGCAAGAUGCAUUGACUUUGGGCUUUGAUUGGGGAAAAUACAUCACAGAAGGAAACUUUGAGGCUGCCCCUGUCACUUGCUUUAGACAUGUUCCUCUCUGUAAUCAGUGGGAUGAUGUUGUAGAGGGGAUUAAGGUGGAGAGUUUAAAUACAGAUGCUGUUCUUCCCAGUCGUGUCUAUUGGAUUUCUUCUGUUGUCAAGAUAGCAGGUUACAAGGCUUUAUUGCAAUAUGAAGGUUUUGAAGAUGACUCGAGCCAUAACUACUGGUGCAACUUGGGAACAGUGGAAAUUCAUCCCAUUGGAUGGUGUGCAGUUAACAGCAAAAUUCUGGUUCCACCCCAAUCCAUCCUUUCAAAGUUUACCAAUUGGAGAGAAUACCUUAUGAAGAAAUUGGUGGGGUCACAUACCAUACCUGUGGAUUUCCAUAUCAAGAUGACUGAAAGUUUCAGAUGCCCAUUCAGACAGGGCAUGCGGGUGGAGGCUGUGGACAAGAUGAAGAUGUCCAGAGUGAGGUCAGCUGUGGUGGAUACAGUAAUUGGAGGUCGAAUGAGACUUUUGUAUGAGGAUGGUGAAAAAAAUGACGAUUUCUGGUGCCACAUGACCAGCCCUUUGAUCCAUCCUGUAGGCUGGGCUCAGAAGGUUGGCCACAAUAUCAAACCUCCAGACCUGAAGAGAUUUGAAAUGUCCAGUCAUCCCACUUUCCGCAAAGUGUACUGUGAUGCUGUGCCUCACCUCUUCAAACAAAUGAGAGUUGCAUAUCCUGAAGGCACCUGGUUUGAAGAGGGAAUGAAGCUAGAAGCAAUUGACCCACUAAAUCUUGGCAAUAUCUGUGUUGCUACUGUCUGCAAGAUUCUGUUGGAUGGAUAUCUCAUGGUGGGCUUGGACAGUACACCCUCUGCUGAUGGCUCAGAGUGGUUUUGUUACCAUGCUUCAUCACCUUCUAUGUUUCCUGUGGGGUUCUGUAAUAAGUAUGAUAUCGAGUUGACACCUCCUGCAGGUUAUUCCAAAGAAGCAUUUUCCUGGGAUGAAUACUUGGAGAAAACUGGUUCUAGAGCAGCCCCUGCUCGAUUAUUUAACAAUGACUGUCCUAACCAUGGUUUUGAGCCAGGUAUGAAACUGGAGGCAGUGGAUCUAAUGGAGCCACGUCUUAUCUGUGUAGCAACUAUAACCCAUGUGGCCCGACGUCUUCUCCGAAUUAACUUUGAUGGGUGGGAUGUCGAGUAUGACCAGUGGGUAGACUGCGAAUCCCCUGAUAUUUAUCCUGUAGGCUGGUGUGAACUGAUUGGAUACCAGCUUCAACCACCUGUGGAAGAUGAGCCAAAAGAGGAGCCAAAGCCUAAGGAAGUCAAGAGAAAGAAGAAGACUGCAUUUGGAAAGAGAAGGAAGAAGAAUCCUCAGGGGAAGAAAUCCGCAAAGAAAACAAAAUCCGCUACCAACACAAAGAACAUAUCCAACCAACAGCAUGAAGAGCCCAAGCGGAAGUAUUGUAAGAAAGCCAAAGCUGUAAAGGAGACCCCACUGACAGACAACAGAGAAAAUCCUGAUCUCUCAAGACCAGAAGACAAAAAUGAUCUAGCAAAUAAACUUGGCGUGGAGGUGCUACCGUCCACAAGUACUGGCAAGAGUUUGGAUCUUCUGCCAGCAGACCCAGAGAUGGAAGAAAACUGCAGCAGAGAGAAUAUCUGUAGCCCAAAAUCUGAAGAAGAAGAGAUCUUUACUGUGCAGAUAAAGGAGGAAGAGAUGGAAGUUUGUGAACUUGAGCAAGUGAAGAGCCAGGACAUGAAAAAGGAAAUUAAAGAAGAAGAGGAAGUCAACAUAUGAAACAGCAAUAAUAUCGUUGAUCACGUUCAUCAUCAAACUAUAAGCAGAUCCAAGGCUAACUUGAUCUUUUUGGAAAGUGAAUGAAAGAUGGAAAGUUGCUCCACUGGCAACAGACAGGAUCAAGUGUAGCAUCAAGUAGGCAAGUGUUCAUUCCCUUAAGGAAUGGUUGUUGGCAUAUUUGUAUGUAUUUUGGCCCAGGUGACAUCUAACCAAAUGUUUUUGAAAGGUUGGGGAGUGCAGAUGAUCACAGUAUCUGCCAGGGACUGCAGUGUCAUGCCACGGAUUCAACUGUGGGAUUUUUGUACACAUUUUCUAUUGGUCUCUAAAAGCAUCCAAGGCACAAAUAUGCUUUUUGACAAAUGAGGCAUUGCGGUGUUAUUGCUGGGCAUAAACAAUGUGCUGAUCUAGGCAAAUAUCUUGCCCCUCUCUGUAGAUAUUGUUUUAUUAGCUACUCAAUCAUUGUGGGUGUCAAGAUAAAAAGGUCAUUCUUUACAAGCCCUCUAAUUAUGUGCAAUUCAGUUGGCAAAAUAUAGUGUACAGCAUAUGAGCAGUACCCUGCAAUUAAGGAACAGUUCAGUAUAAAUAAAUACAUAGGCUGUGCAAAAUAAAAUAAAAAUGUUAGCCAAAAAUUUAAUCUAUAAAGAACAAGUGUCUAACAUAAUAGUCAGAACCCAGUUCCUCCUUUGCAGCUCUCCAACCCAUUAGUCAGUGACUUGAAAGGGGAGCCACAUGGGACAUAUACUCAAGAACAAAAGCAAACUAACUGAGCAAUUACAGAUGAAGCCGCCAUGAUUUCACAUUUUUUAGCAGUGUCCAGACACCAUAUUUUAGUGCCAGGUCCUGCCUCUAGAUGGUGCUAGAGUUCAUUUUUCAGUACUUUUCUUAUGCUGGAUUAAGGCCACGGUACUCUAGCACCACAAAAUGUCAAAUCCUAAUGGCUCAAUCUGUAUAUCCCAUGUGGCUCCUGUCACUGACUAACAGGUUAGUCUAUGCGCUAAUGGAGAUGUAAGCUCUGCUGUUCUAAACUAACGUGUAGUCCCGCGUCAAAUUUCUAAAUUAAAUUUAAAUCUGUUUGCUCUUUUAAAACCCAGAUUUCAAUUCAGGAUUCGCUGGAGGAGCACUAUUAACUGAUGCAUUUUGUUAAAAAAAAAAAUUGACAGAAUCCCUUUAAGGCAUUUUUUACAGUCCUGAAAUUACAACCAGAGCUUUGUCUGGUCUUUUGUAAGUAUGGGUGUUUUGAUAGCAAAAAAAAUUAAUUGUAUAUGUAUUUAAAUAUUUUUUCAAGGACCCGCACUCCAGUGUUAGUGAAAUAUUAGUCUUUAUUCAUACUUGUGCAUCCAACGUUUCGGCCCGUGUUCAGGUCUUUAUCAAGGAUAAGAUACAAGUGUUUCAGUGUUUACCCUUCUUAUUUCAAAUAUUGGCGCCAAACAUGAGGUCAUACAUGCUAAACCAAACCUCAUUGUCUUAAUUGACAGUGCAAACUUUCUUUAAACAUAUAAUGAUGUUCCUUUUUAUUGCAACACAAGAAUUAAAGAAUGUUUGCACUGUCAAUUAAGACAAUGAGGUUUGGUUUAGCAUGUAGGACCUCAUGUUUGGUGCCAAUAUUUGAAAUAAGAAGGGCUAUGUGUAAACACUGAAACACUUAUACUUGAAUACAUACACAAUGAAUAUAUGUACAUACAAUUUUUUUUUGUUCAUUUGUUGAGCAGUGUGUGUUAAUGAAAUACCUGCAGAGAAUGAAGAGAGGUCUGAUAUGCAUUAACGCUUUCUUCUUUCCAGUGUAUAGGAAUCCCUGCGCCCUUGAUUUUUAAGCCAUUAAGAUAAACUAACUUGGACCUCUGUUUCACAGAAUGCUGGCACAUAUCAUGUGAAAGACAAAUAUACUGCGUUUCUAUUUUCCUUAAUCCCUAUAAAUAAGUUGUAUCUCUCAUUAUGUCAGACAAUUCCUCUGUUUGAUUCCAUAAGCACUCUUCCAUUCGACUGUUUAUUUGUACUGGACAGCUGGAGCAAUAGCCAUGUUCUAGGUCCAGACUGAGAAUUAAAAUUGUUCCUGGCAUUUCAGGUACACAGAGGCCCAAUCAGCCCACAUAGAGGCCCAAACAGCCCCCACCAGCCCACUAAAUACUGACUUUCUAUGGGACCUUAUAGCAGCCCCUCUGGCAUUUGCCAGAACCCACAGAUUGCCAGUCCAAGCCUGCCGUGUACUGCAGAAAUAUGCAAAGAGGUUGCCUCAAUGUUCUGCAUUACGUUACCAUCUAGCUGGUCCCCACCUGGUGACUGUAUCAUGUACAGGGAUCAGUGGUUGGAUAAUAUGCAGGCCACACUGGCAAUCUGUGGAUUCUGGUAAAUGCCAGAGGGGCUGCUAUAAGAUGUCAUAGACUGACACUAUUUAUUGGGCUUGUCUGGGCCUCUGCGUAUUUGAAAUGCCAGGGCCUAUUUUGAAUCCCAGUCCAGACCUGAAUGACCAGGAAUUUCCUGCACCAGCUGCUCACCACUGCAUAAUAUGUGACAAAGCAAGAGUUGCUAACAUACUAAUGUGCCGGGACAUGGAGAGGUAUAACUUACAUGUAAACAUCUUUUUAUACAGAUUAUUAGUCAAGGUCGUUAUUUGCCCUUCAGACUUAUUUGAUGUGCAUUAUAGUCAUUGUAAUAUUUGGCAUCAAAAAACAUCAUGUUUAUUUUUGUAAAUAAACUUUCUGUUAAAAAGGAAAAAAAA
Molecule: messenger RNA, 5168 nt
Organism: Xenopus laevis (African clawed frog)
Lineage: Eukaryota; Metazoa; Chordata; Amphibia; Anura; Pipidae
Gene: l3mbtl2.L
Product: L3MBTL2, polycomb repressive complex 1 subunit L homeolog
Exons: 19
Coding region: 179-2452 (757 amino acids)
Biological process (GO): negative regulation of DNA-templated transcription; regulation of DNA-templated transcription
Cellular component (GO): nucleus
Molecular function (GO): zinc ion binding; histone binding; chromatin binding
Source: RefSeq, a predicted model, not a curated record